Messenger RNA from Carassius auratus (goldfish), 2911 nucleotides. It is a transcript of the gene il2rgb, whose product is annotated as interleukin 2 receptor, gamma b. NCBI's taxonomy places the organism in Eukaryota, Metazoa, Chordata, Actinopteri, Cypriniformes, Cyprinidae. Gene Ontology annotation, molecular function: protein binding; cytokine receptor activity. Gene Ontology annotation, cellular component: membrane; external side of plasma membrane. Gene Ontology annotation, biological process: cytokine-mediated signaling pathway; immunoglobulin mediated immune response. The record is from RefSeq and is a predicted model, not a curated record. The transcript has 8 exons. The coding region runs from base 86 to 1345 and encodes 419 amino acids.
CGGAAGUUGUUAAGGAAACUUGCUGUAGUGAACAUCCUGUGUAGUAUUAGACCACAGUCAUUUGUUACUCAGACGCUCAGAGAGCAUGACUUACAUUCACACAUCAAGACUACAUUUUGGGCUUUUGUUCUUAAUUCUGACCUUUCUACGAUGCUGCUCAGCAGGUGAUCCGAGUGUACAGUGUAAAAUCAUCAACCUUCAGUAUGUGGAGUGCUUCUGGCACCCAAACACACCAACAAUGAAUUAUACCUUCAGCAGUGCAUUUAAAAACAAUCAAUCUGUCGAAGACUGUCGAGAAUACAUAAUGGAGCACAAUUACACUGAAGGCUGCAGAAUUCCUCUUCGAGACGCUGAUAACAAGUUUGAUCGAUUUUAUACGAAAGUAUCCAGUGACGGAAGCCACAUUGUUUCAAAAACCUUUGAAUCGCUCAAAAGAAAAGUGCAGCUAAACCCUCCCUGUAACCUCUCAGUGAUGUGGAAUGAGCAGGACAGCACACUUUUACUGCAGUGGAACAGUAGUUACCCCGGCAAAACUAAAUGUGUUGUCUAUAUGGUGCGCAACCAGAAAGACACAAGCCAGUCCUCAAACGUGACAGGUACGUCAUACACUCUGUCUCAGGUCUCAAAGAACAAGCACUAUGUUUUCCAAGUGCGGAGCACAGUUGCUGAAGCCUGUGGUGGUUCAGAUUUCUGGAGUAACUGGAGUGUUCCGGUGGAGUGGGGCAGCACAGGGAACAGCAGCAGACAAGACUGGUCGUAUGUUAUUGUUCCAGUCCUUCUGCUGUUUCUCCUGUGUUUCUUGUUGUGUUAUUGUGAGAGGAAAAACAUCUUUCUUCCGGUUGUGCCUGACCCUAGCAAAAACCUACAGGAUUUGUUUCAUAAACAUGAUGGAAAUGUUGAGAGCUGGGUUCACAUCUCCAGAGAGCUGAAGGAAGCUUUUGAGCCUGACUACACAGAGCAGUCCUGUGAUGUGUGUGAGGUUACACCCUCUUGUGACACCGGUCCUGCUUCUCAAACCGACAACUGUGAUGAACCAAACACUGAAAAAAAGCACGCAGAUGAAGCAAGCAAUGAAGGAGAGCAUGCAGAUGAAGCAAGCAAUGAAGGAGAGCAUGCAGAUGAACCAAGCAAAGAAAAACAGCAUGCAUAUGAAUCAAGCAAUGAAGGAGAGCAUGCAGAUGAACCAAACAAAGAAAAAGAGCAUGCAGAAGAACCAAGCAAUGAAGGAGAGCAUGCAGAUGAACCAAACAAAGAAAAAGAGCAUGCAGAAGAACCAAGCAAUGAAGGAGAGCAUGCAGAUGAACCAAGCAAUGAAGGAGAGCAUGCAGGACAGCAGAGUUUAUAAGCCAAAGUGCCACUAACCAUUCACCUGCACUGUCAUCUAAUUCUUACUGAACAUUUAAAUGUUUUCUUUUGCACGUUUAUUUUACCUCAUUCAUUUUUAAUUGUAUGCAGAGUUUAUGUAUAAUAUGGAUGAAAAAAAUAAUUGUUGACAUUUCUAAAUCAAUAUUACAUUGUACCCAAAGGUUUAGGGUUGUUAUGUUGACAAAGGCUGCUUUUAUUUGAACAGAAUACAGUAGAAAAUGGUAAUAUUGUAAAAUACAAUUACAUUUUUCUUUCUGAAUAAAUUAUAAAAUGUAAUGCCAAAGCUGAAUUUUUAUGCAUCAUUGUUUGGCUUAGUAAAGGUGCAUCUCAACAAAUUUAAUAUCAUGGAAAAGGUCUUUAAUGUUUGUCAUUUAAUUUAAAAAAAAUCUUAUAUUCAAGAUUCAUUGUAUACAAACAGAAAUAUUUCAAGAGUUUUUAAAAAAAAAUUUAUUCUGAUCAUUACGACUUACGGCUCAAAAUUUUAAUAUUCCAUUUACAGCUUUAUUAGUUUAAUUUUGAGUAUAAAUACUGGGUACGUCUUUCAAAAUUAUAGGAAAGACUACUGACUUGGCAAUGGUCCAGAAGACAAUCAUCAACACCAUCACCCAAGGAGGUUAAGCCACAGAAGGUAAUUGCUGAAAGGGUUGGCCGUACUAUAUCGAGUGCUGUAUCAAAAUAUAUUCAUAGAAAGUUGACUGUUGGAAAAGGUGCACAAGCAACAGGGAUGACCACAGCCUUGAAAAACUUGACAUCAUGGGUCACCAUGCUCAGAUGUCUUCAGGAAAUGGGCUAUAGUUGUCACAUUCCUAGAACCAAGCCACUCCUGAACCAGAAAAUACCUCAGAAGCAUUUCACCUAAGGAGAGAACUAACUAGACUGUUGCUCAGUGGUCCAGUGCCCCAUUUCAAAUGAAAGUAAAUUUAUCUUUUCAUUCGGAAAUCAAGGUCUGGAUUCUGGAGGAAGACUGGAGAGGCACAGAAUCGAAUGUCCAGUGUGAAGUUUCUUAAGUCAGUGAUUUGGGUUGUCGUGACGUCUGCUGGUGCUGGUCCAUUGUGCUUUAUCAAGUCCAGAGUCAAUGCAGCCAUCUACAAGGAGAUCUGCUGACAAGCUUUAUGGAGAUGCUGAUUUCAUUUUGCGGCAGGAAUUUAGCACCUGCCUACAGUGCCAAAACCACUUCCAUGAUAUUACUGCGCUUGGUUGGCCAGCCAACAUGCCUGACCUGAACCUCACAGAGAAUCUAUGGUGUAUUAUGAAGAGGAAGAUAAGUAACAUCUGACAAACAAUACAGAGGAGCUGAAGGCUGCUAUCAAAGCAAUCUGGGCUUCAAUAAUGCCUCAGCAGUGCCACAGGCUGAUCGCCUUCAUGCCACGCCACUGAAGCAGUAAUAUAUGCAAAAGGAGCCACAACAAAGUAUUGAGUGCAUAAUUAAACCUGCUUUGGAGAUCUUGAACAGUUUUGUUUUGUAAAUCAUCUGAAAUCAAUGAUCUUUAAGAAAAUAUUCACAUUUUUUGAGAUACUGAAUUUUUAAUUUUCCUAAGCUGUAAAU